Messenger RNA from Fusarium odoratissimum NRRL 54006, 1741 nucleotides. RefSeq names its product ribose 5-phosphate isomerase A. The transcript has 2 exons. Bases 208 to 1386 code for a protein of 392 amino acids. Lineage: Eukaryota; Fungi; Ascomycota; Sordariomycetes; Hypocreales; Nectriaceae. The record is from RefSeq and is a predicted model, not a curated record. Gene Ontology annotation, molecular function: ribose-5-phosphate isomerase activity. Gene Ontology annotation, cellular component: intracellular membrane-bounded organelle. Gene Ontology annotation, biological process: pentose-phosphate shunt, non-oxidative branch; D-ribose metabolic process.
CACAGCUCGUGAUUCGCAAGACACGACAGAACAUCUUCCUGAUCUGACUUCCAUCGAGUUGAGGUGACUGAGGGAAGUUAAUCACAUGUGAUCCUUUCUGACUGCCCAUUCGUGCCCUGGUAGAUACCCUGACUUUCUAUUUUGCCGUAUUUUUCCAAGCUUGCUUAUUGACUACCCUGGGUAAAAAGGGUCCAUUUCGCUUCCUACAUGAAGUGGCUUUCACAUCUCUCCACUAGAAAGUCGCCGGCUCUGGUCGGAACUGCGUCUUUUCUUCCUACAAACUCUCUCAUGAAACACUAUAUUAUCCCGAAACCAUCCAUACUGUCCUCAGCUUCCACAUAUCAUACUUUCCACUCAACUACAACGUUGGCUCCAGGUGCUAGGUUCUUCUCAACUCAAUUACCCUACACUUCUCCACGAUAUCUCCCCACCACCCCUCGUCAUCCGCACCGCGGGGUCCUGCACAUCCCACCAACCCACAUACGCAGCUAUAAACAGACUCAAGGUCUCAGUCUCACUUACAGGUCCAAUCCGAGAGCCAUGUCUUCAGCAGCAAACCUAGUCGAAUCGGCCAAGAAAUUGGCCGCCUACCAGGCAGUCAAUGACCACCUCGAUGCUUCUUACAAGUUCGUCGGCAUUGGUUCUGGCAGUACUGUUGUUUACGUUGUCGACGCCAUUGUCAGCAAGGGUCCUGAGUUCUACAAGGAAAUGACCUUUAUUCCUACUGGAAGCCAGUCAAAGGGUCUCAUUCGCGCUGCUGGUCUCAACCUUGUCAAUCUUGAUGAGAGACCUGUCGUGGAUGGGCUUCCUGUUCCUCUUGAUGUUGCCUUCGACGGCGCUGACGAGGUUGACGAGGAUCUCAAUCUUAUCAAGGGUGGUGGUGCUUGUCUGUUCCAGGAGAAACUGGUAGCAAUUGCUGCUAAGAAGUUCAUUGCCGUCGCUGAUUACCGAAAGCAAUCUCCCAGAUUAUGUACCACCUGGAAGACCAUUCCCAUUGAGGUCCUUCCCCUAUCUGCCCCUGAUGUUUUGACCCGUCUUCGAGCAAUGGGCUCAGCCAACCCUGUUGUCCGUUCAGGCCUCCCUAGCAAAGCUGGAGAAUGCGUGACAGACAACGGUAUGUGGCUUAUCGACGCCCCAUUUUCUCCCUUGCUUCUUCCCAAGGACAUCAGGUCGGAAGGGGAUGGUCGUGGAAAGGACGGUGCCUGGGAAGUUAAUGCGCUCGCUGAGGAAUUGGUUCGAACCCCUGGCAUCGUUGAAAUUGGACUGUUCCACGGCUUUAACGGCAGUGAAGCCGUGAAGCUGGGCAAGCAACUUCAAGCACAGAAGCCAAUUGCUGCUUAUUUCGGCCUCGCCAAUGGUGAGGUGCAAGUACAAAAUGCGGCUUGAACGGCUCAGAGUAUAAACUGGGAACGGGGCAUGGAAGAUGCAACAGUUCUUGACGGAUAAUUGCCAAGCCCGAUAAACAAAAUGUGGAGAACAAUCAUAAUGAAGUGAAGGGAACGGAUCGUUAACCAUAUAAUAAGAUGUUCUGAAGCGGCAUGGUUGAUGAAAGUGUAACGGGAUAGAAGCGAAAUGAUUGACCAGCACAAGCCAGUCGAAUCAACAUUAAAGUUUCUUAUGUAACGAUCGUAGGCUCGUAGUCCUGGUUGUAUUAUACAAGCUCCUGCACUCAGAUCCACACGCUAUGCUUGAUAUCCUAUUUUGUGUACGAGGUAGCCAGGCUUCUUUCGCAUCUUGAGUA